AUGGACAAAAUAAAGAAGAUGUGUGUACAGAUGCCCAAAAGCAGGCAAAAACCAGUAAAGACUGAAUGGAACGCCCGGUGCGUCAUUUUCAGUUACUUCCAAGGGGACAUCAGCAGUGUGGUAGAUGAGCACUUCUCCAGGGCUCUGAGCAACCUCAAGAGAUCCCAGAGAUGGAGUUCCUUGACCCAUGGAGAAAAUGUGAUCCUCAGGAAUGAUAGCAGCAUGCCCCCGAAUCAGUGGCGUCUCACUUCUUCUUCAACAAAACCACAGCCAGAAGCAUCUCUUGUAAAUAGUGCCAGCAGCAGCAACGUGGAUGAAAGUGGUCCUGAAGCUAUAGAUCAGUGCCCACUGUCUAUGCCCAAGACCCCUUCUGCGCAUCCUCAAGAGAUGUGGCAGUUGUCCCCCCUAGAGAGGCAAGACUUCUUAGAGCCGACCUGCUCUCGUGCCCUUCCUGACAGGCAUCCGGCUCCAGAGGUCUACCCUGAUGGGAGACGUGGCUCCCUCCUGGCAUUACUCCAGCAGGAUAGAUACCUAAACCGUCCUCUGGAACCUGCCACCAGGGAGAACUGCAACCAUGCCAAGAUAGCUGGAAGCACGGGACUGCACAUGAACUUGCCUCCCAACUCAGACCAUUGUAAGGAAAUGCUUACAGAUACUUACAAGGUCAUUGUUGUUGAUAGUGAGUCGGCAUGA
Molecule: messenger RNA, 693 nt
Organism: Cricetulus griseus (Chinese hamster)
Lineage: Eukaryota; Metazoa; Chordata; Mammalia; Rodentia; Cricetidae
Source: RefSeq, a predicted model, not a curated record